Erythranthe guttata (spotted monkey flower) is the source of this 1765-nucleotide messenger RNA. Lineage: Eukaryota; Viridiplantae; Streptophyta; Magnoliopsida; Lamiales; Phrymaceae. The record is from RefSeq and is a predicted model, not a curated record.
AUCGUUUUCUGGUAUACCGUAGAAGUUAGCUAUUUCGUUUCUUUGUGUGAUCUACCUUCGAAAAGAGGCUAUUGGUGUUGAAUCUCAUGAGUUUAUGGAUAAGAAGAAACAUAUUGCGAUAUUUACUACAGCAAGCCUUCCAUGGCUAACUGGGACAGCUGUCAACCCUCUGUUUCGUGCAGCCUAUCUUGCGAAAGAUGGUGUAAGAAAAGUUACUCUGGUGAUUCCUUGGUUGAAACUGACCGACCAAGAACACGUCUAUCCGAAUAAACUCACCUUCGAUUCACCGUCGGAACAAGAAAAAUAUGUCCGACAGUGGCUUGAAGAGAGGACUGGAUUUAAAUCAAGUUUCGACAUUCGUUUCUAUCCAGGAAGAUUUUCUCUGCACAAAAGGAGCAUUCUUGCAUUAGGGGAUAUUACGGAAGCCAUUCCCGAUGACGAGGCAGAUGUUGCUGUCUUAGAGGAGCCGGAGCAUCUCACGUGGUAUCAUCAUGGAAAGAGGUGGAAAAUAAAAUUCCGACUGGUUAUAGGAGUUGUUCACACAAAUUAUUUGGAAUAUGUGAGGAGAGAGAAGAACGGGCAACUCCAAGCUUUUUUGCUGAAAUACGUAAACAGUUGGGUUGUCAACAUAUAUUGUCACAGGGUGAUAAGAUUAUCAGCUGCCACUCAAGAGCUUCCAAGAUCCGUUAUCUGCAAUAUCCAUGGUGUGAAUCCGAGAUUCCUCAACAUUGGCAUGAAAAAGAGGGAGCAAGAACAAAACGGAAACCAGCCGUUUACUAAAGGUGCAUACUAUAUCGGAAAGAUGGUAUGGAGCAAAGGCUACAAGGAGUUGCUUAAACUGCUGAAAGAUAACCAGAAGGAACUAACUCAACUCGAAGUCGAUUUAUAUGGCAGUGGCGAAGACUCUGAUCAAGUUGAAGAAGCUGCUGAGAAACUGGAUAUAACAGUCAGAGUUCACCCGGGACGUGAUCAUGCAGAUCCUUUAUUUCACGACUAUAAGGUGUUCUUAAACCCCAGCACAACCGAUGUAGUAUGCACAACCACGGCCGAAGCUCUUGCCAUGGGCAAAAUAGUCAUUUGCGCGAAUCACCCGUCGAACGAUUUCUUCAAGCAGUUCCCAAAUUGCCGAACGUACGACGACGAUGAAGGUUUCGUAAAUGAAACAUGCCGGGCCCUACAGGACCAGCCUGCCCCACUGACAGACGAUCAAAUGCACGAGCUCUCUUGGGAGGCAGCAACAGAAAGAUUCCUUAAAUCCGCACAUUUAGACGAGGUGAAGAAAUUGACAAAAAAGCCCUCCAAGCUCUAUAUGUCCACUUCGUUCAAUUUGAGUAGGAAUCUUGAUGAUGCAUCUGCGUUUAUACAUCAUUGGGGAACUGGCUUUUUGACUAAGCAACCUGAUGAAGAGCAAUGUAAAGACGUGGGGUUUCCGGUUCCUUUGAAAAGACAAUCGUACCCUUCGAGAAAAUGGGCUUUCUGAAGUCGGUUGAAGAUUGCGUUUUUUGCAUGUUAUUAGUGUGCUGUGUAUUGGCUUUGCUGUAGUUUUACAGAUCUCUUUUUUUUUUUUUUUUUUUUUUAAUGAUAGAUUGAUAAGAUUGAUUUUCUUGUGUAUAACUUUCAAGUUCUUUUCUUUUGUUUCUCUUUGUAUUCUUUUUCUUUUAUUAAUCCUCACAUUUGUAACAUUUCAACAUUACAGUUUCUAGCUACCAGUCAAUUGUGCAGGUAAUUAUUUGUGCUAUAUAAUUACAUACAGUCUUUUCUUUUA